Blastomyces gilchristii SLH14081 is the source of this 342-nucleotide messenger RNA. RefSeq lists its product as uncharacterized. Bases 1 to 342 code for a protein of 113 amino acids. Lineage: Eukaryota; Fungi; Ascomycota; Eurotiomycetes; Onygenales; Ajellomycetaceae. The transcript has a single exon. The record is from RefSeq and is a predicted model, not a curated record.
AUGGGACCAUGGCCGGACCAACAGACCCAGUCUGCCCCAGGUUUCGCGUUUGCCAAUGAUGAGCUGAUAUUUUCUCACGAUGGACUUGUACCCUCUGAUUCGCUGGGGCUGAACGAGACCGAUAGAUCCUCGUUCAACGUUCGGACCAACGCGUCAGAUUUUUGGGUCGGUUCAGCGGGUUCCCCAUCGCAACGUCGAAUAAGUUAUGUCAGAUGGUGCUCACUUGGCGAAAUGAACUGUCAAGAACAACUUGUUCUAAUUCUUUAUUUUAUUUUACUUUGCUUAGAUAUGUUAUCAGUCCUUAGUGAAACAUGGAUAGGAAACAAAUUAGUUAGAAUAUAA